Raphanus sativus (radish) is the source of this 635-nucleotide messenger RNA. RefSeq names its product ABC transporter A family member 11-like. The record is from RefSeq and is a predicted model, not a curated record. The coding region runs from base 92 to 592 and encodes 166 amino acids. NCBI's taxonomy places the organism in Eukaryota, Viridiplantae, Streptophyta, Magnoliopsida, Brassicales, Brassicaceae. The transcript is spliced from 3 exons.
UAACGAGGCACGCAUACACACUCAAACGUUUUUUAAUAUGGCCGAUUUGACCUAAAUAAGAUUUAUUUUUGACCUAAAGAAGAAUGAUUAUAUGCAGCAUUUGAAAGUUGAGCCAGCAGAUGAAAACAAGGCUUUCAUGACUUUUGUUAUCCCCCACGACAAAGAGAAACUUCUUACGGGGUUUUUCGAGGAGCUAGAAAACAGAGAAUCUGAGUUUGGAAUCUCAGACAUACAGCUCGGGCUUGCAACUCUUGAAGAAGUGUUUCUGAACAUAGCUAGACGAGCUGAACUGGAAAGUGCAACCGUUGAAGGAACCAUGGUUACUCUCGAGUUAGAAUCUGGCAUCUCACUAGAGAUACCCGUGGGAGCCAGAUUUGUUGGGAUCCCUGACACAGAAAACGCAGAGAAUCCAAGUGGAGUAAUGGUUGAAGUCUACUGGCAACAAGACGGGUCAGGAUCGAUGUGCAUCACAGGGCAUUCAUCGGAGAUGCGGGUUCCACAUAAUGUUCAGCUAACACAUCCACCAUCACCAAAUGCAUUAGGACAUAAAGGGCUACGACAAGCGGUUCGGGGUAUUGUUAUCGAUUUAUGAAUCUAACAAGUUAAUGUUCACUUUUACUGGAAUGUGACCAAAG